AUGUCUUUGCGUACCGUCCUUCUUUCCAUCCAGUCCCUCCUGGCCUCUCCGGAACCAGACGACCCACAGGACGCAGUUGUUGCGAACCAACUAAAAAGCAGUCCCCAAGCGUUUACACGAACGGCCCAACAUUGGGCGGCCAUCUACGCAAAUGGACCCCACAAGGAUCCCGAAUGCAACGCUCUGGUUGAAAAAUUGGUUCACAUGGGCUUUGAUGAAGUAUGA
Echinostoma caproni is the source of this 225-nucleotide messenger RNA. The record is from the annotation of a GenBank genome assembly. Lineage: Eukaryota; Metazoa; Platyhelminthes; Trematoda; Plagiorchiida; Echinostomatidae.